GUUGUAGAGACAACGUAAAUCCCUGACUGCACGAGAUAUGAGGACAUCAGUUGCCCUCCUGCUUUACUGUCUGCUGCUUCUAAAUGUACAAGGCAUGAUGAUUGUUUCCAGGGGUAGGUGCCUGUGCAUUGGUCCAGGAGUAAAUUUCAUCAGACCGAGAAGCAUUAAGACAAUUGAAGUCUACUUUCCUAGCACCUUCUGUGAGAAGAUGGAAGUAAUUGUCACCCUCAAGAAUAAGAAAGUGCAGAAGUGCUUGAACCCAGACUCUGAAUUUGCCAAGAACUUCAUCAGGAAUACGCAGAGGAGUAAAAGGAGACUGAAGACAACUGAGUCAUGAAGUCGUGUGAGACUUGCAGUCACGUUAACAAAAACAGCUCCUCCAACGCC
Molecule: messenger RNA, 387 nt
Organism: Scleropages formosus (Asian bonytongue)
Lineage: Eukaryota; Metazoa; Chordata; Actinopteri; Osteoglossiformes; Osteoglossidae
Product: C-X-C motif chemokine 11-like
Exons: 4
Coding region: 38-337 (99 amino acids)
Biological process (GO): defense response; immune response; chemotaxis
Cellular component (GO): extracellular region
Molecular function (GO): chemokine activity
Source: RefSeq, a predicted model, not a curated record